This is a messenger RNA of Aplosporella prunicola CBS 121167, 1740 nucleotides long. RefSeq lists its product as uncharacterized. The coding region runs from base 11 to 1552 and encodes 513 amino acids. Gene Ontology annotation, biological process: L-tyrosine biosynthetic process; aromatic amino acid catabolic process. Gene Ontology annotation, molecular function: L-2-aminoadipate:2-oxoglutarate transaminase activity; pyridoxal phosphate binding; aromatic-amino-acid:2-oxoglutarate transaminase activity. The transcript is spliced from 3 exons. The record is from RefSeq and is a predicted model, not a curated record. NCBI's taxonomy places the organism in Eukaryota, Fungi, Ascomycota, Dothideomycetes, Botryosphaeriales, Aplosporellaceae.
CGAUGCGCCGAUGCGCAUCAACGACCUGCAUGGCCGCCGGAAGAAGACUGAGAAGUCGCAAUGGGGCGUUGCGGCGCCGUCGACGAGCGAGCGCUUCAAGAGCUAUGGACACGCGCACAAGCCAAUGGCUAAGAAGUGGGACCACCGCUUCAGCGCGGAAUCCGCCUCGCGCAAGGGCAACUCGCUCAAGCAAGCCGCCAAGUUCCUCAGCAAGCCCGGCAUCAUCUCGCUCGGCGGCGGCCUGCCCUCAAGCGAGUACUUCCCCUUCGACAGCCUGGACCUGACGGUGCCGACCGUGGGCAAGUACAGCGAGGCCGAGGUGCACGCCGAGGGCGCGCGCCUGCACGCCGGCAAGCACGAUCUCGCCCAGGACAAGAGCAUCUUCGACAUCGCCACCGCCUUCAACUACGGCCAGGGCUCCGGCUCCGCCCAGCUCCUGCGCUGGGUCACCGAGCACACCGAAAUCGUCCAUAACCCUCCUUACGCGGACUGGCAGUGCACCCUCACUGUCGGCAGCACCUCCGCCCUCGACAUGGCCCUGCGCAUGUUCACCCAGCCCGGCGACUACAUUCUGUCCGAGGAGUACACGUUCGCGACGGCGGUGGAGACGGCCGCGCCGCUGAACGUCAAGGUCGCCGGCGUCAAGAUGGACGAGCAGGGCAUGCUGCCCGAGUCGCUCGACGACGUCCUCACCAACUGGGACUCUGCUGCUCGCGGCGGCGCCCGCAAGCCCUUCCUCGUGUACACGGUCCCGUCGGGCCAGAACCCCACGGGCGCGACCCAGGGCACCGAGCGCCGCAAGGCCAUCUACAAGGUCGCCCAGAAGCACGACCUGUACAUCCUCGAGGACGAGCCCUACUACUUCCUGCAGAUGGAGCCGUACGCCGGGCCCGGCGCGCCCGCGCCCGCGCCGCCCGCUUCGCACGACGAGUUCCUGAAGACGCUGGUGCCCUCGCUGCUCAGCAUGGACACGGACGGCCGUGUCAUGCGCCUGGACUCAUUCAGCAAGGUCGUCUCGCCCGGUAGCCGUGUAGGCUGGAUUACCGCAUCGGAGCAGGUUGUCGCCCGCUACAAGAAGCACGCCGACGUCUCGACGCAGGGUCCCAGCGGUAUGAGCCAGCUGAUUCUGUUCAAGCUGCUCGACGAGCACUGGGGCCACCCCGGCUACCUCGAGUGGCUGAUCCACAUCCGCAAGGAGUACACGCAGCGCCGCGACGUUAUCCUCGAUGCCUGCGAGAAGUACCUGCCCAAGGAUGUCGUCAGCUGGAAGCCGCCCAUGGCGGGCAUGUUCCACUGGCUCAAGAUUGAGUGGCAAAAGCACCCCCACGCGCACGAGAAGAGCAUCCCGGAGCUGGAAGAGGAGAUCUUCCUGGCGUCUAUUGAUCACGGUGCCCUCGUUAUGCGUGGCUCCUGGUUCUACGCUGAGAAUGACAUUGCUCACGACACCAUGUACUUCCGGGCGACCUAUGCUGCGGCGCCUUUUGACAAGAUCCAGGAGGCCAUUCGUAGGUUUGGUGAGGCGCUUAGGGAGAGCUUCAAGCUGCAGGCAUAGAUGUCGAGCUCCGCGAGUAGGAAAAGGUGAGUGAUGCACACAAGACGCGGAAAAGAGAAGCAAGGAAUUUGGUUCUUGAGAAGAGCAUUGCAUGUAUUGUCGGCAUAUAUCGUGGCGUGUCACAAUACCCAUUUUCUUGUUUACUCAGCGUAUUGUACAAUGCAAGUAGGAAUCAAAGUCCACGCAUU